Molecule: messenger RNA, 1707 nt
Organism: Anopheles moucheti
Lineage: Eukaryota; Metazoa; Arthropoda; Insecta; Diptera; Culicidae
Product: lysosomal acid phosphatase
Exons: 4
Coding region: 147-1325 (392 amino acids)
Biological process (GO): dephosphorylation
Molecular function (GO): phosphatase activity
Source: RefSeq, a predicted model, not a curated record
AAUCAGAUUUCGCUUCUCGUCGUCAUUGUGCGGACGAUUCAGUCGUUUGCUGUGAUAAGCAGCAUUUUACAGCUUAUUAAUGUUCAGUGCCUUGCACGAGAGAAACUUCUAACGCAGGUCCGGGACACCGAGGAACGAAGUCAAGCAUGGGUUCGGAUUGUAUGCAGCCCGGCAAGCGUGGCCUCACGGUGUCGGUUGCAGUGCUUGGUGGAGCGUGUCUAACGGUAAUGUUGGCUUAUCUGGUCUUCGGAGACAGCACUGAUGAGUCCGGGUUGCGAACGCUUCGGAUGGUGAGCAUCAUUUUUCGCCACGGGGACCGUUCACCCACCGACUUCUAUCCUAACGAUCCACAUCGGAAUCAUCACUGGACUGGUGGUUUAGGUGCCCUAUCUGAGAAAGGAUCUCAGCAAAUGUACCAGCUUGGCAAGUUGCUACGACCGCGAUAUUAUCGUUUGCUUCCCCCGAACGGAUUAUAUUCCAAGGAGCACAUGUCCAUAAUGAGCAGUUACGCCGAGCGAUGCAUAAUGAGCGCUCAGAGCUUUAUAGCCGGAUUUCUUCCUCCGCUGGAAAAUACUAAUCCCUUGCCCAUUCCAUGGCAGCCCGCUGCCGUCAAUGUAUUACCACGCGAUCGAGACACGAUUUUAGCUCAAAAGCAACCCUGUCCGAGGUACGACCAAUCGAAACAACGCCUGGUAGCCUACCCUCCGAAGGAUGUCCGGGAAUUGUACGAAAAGAAUGCGCCACUGUUUCGCACGCUAAGCCAAGGCACUGGCCAAAACAUUAGUACCAUUCUCGACGUGGAGCUGCUAUACAAUACGCUAGAGAUAGAGAAAUCGGCUGGUCUGGAAUUGCCAGACUGGACGGAAGGAAUUUUCCCGCAGAAGAUGCUUCCGAUUGCCGAACGCAGCUUGGCGCUGAUAACCGAGUUACCGUUGAUGAAAAAAAUCAAAGGUGGCGCGAUCGUGGCCGAGCUGCUUGAUAAUGCCAUUCGUCGACGAUCCGGCAUACUGAUACCGGAGCGAAACAUUUUCAUUUAUUCGGGUCACGACGUUACACUGGUGAACUUUAUGCGCGCUCUGAAUGUAAUCGAUCAGACGACCGGUAAACCGGACUUUUCGGCCACGAUUGCAUUCGAGUUGCACCACAGCAUUACCUUCGAUGACGAUUUUGAGGUGAAGAUGGUGUAUUACUUCAACAGUGAGGACAAGUAUCCGAAGGAGAUCGAAAUACCGAAUUGCGAAAGUCCUUGUUCGCUUACCAAGUUCGAACAAGUUAUGGAUACAGUGCGCUUGAGAAACUACGACGAAACGUGUCAGCUAGUUUGAAGCUCCAGAAAACGCGGUAAUGCAAGAGAGUGGCCACAUAAUUCAAUCGUCAAUUUGAUGUUAUUAUUCACACUCUGCAUUACAUUAAACUAGCCACAUGGGAUGUAUGCUAGCUUUUAGAACCACAAUACCAAACAGACAAUCUCAUUAGAAUCGCAUGCCAAAUGCCGUCGUCGUUAUACAGUUUAUAUUUAUUUUGUUAAGUUAUGUUCUUUUUCUAAUAAAGAAAAGAAGUGUUUGGAGAAAACAAAUGGAAGUACAGUACCAAAGACAAAAAGGAACAGUUCGAAAGGAACCAAAAGCGAUCUCAGAAACCAAAUGGCCUCAACAGGUUGCGUUAGCUACCGGUACUGGUCAAAUAAUGUCACUGAAGAAUGUUUCU